Messenger RNA from Polyodon spathula (Mississippi paddlefish), 1164 nucleotides. RefSeq names its product coiled-coil domain-containing protein 12-like. The record is from RefSeq and is a predicted model, not a curated record. The transcript has 7 exons. Gene Ontology annotation, cellular component: U2-type spliceosomal complex; post-mRNA release spliceosomal complex. Bases 46 to 537 code for a protein of 163 amino acids. Lineage: Eukaryota; Metazoa; Chordata; Actinopteri; Acipenseriformes; Polyodontidae.
AUGCUCUCACUAUCGCCUGUCUGAUCUGCCGUGUGCUGUGGGAAGAUGGAGCAGGGUAAGGGGUCCCUGCAAGAGGAAGCCUUAAAGAGAAAAGAAAGACUGAAAGCUCUCCGGAAUAAGCAGCUGCAGAACAGAGAACCGGAGGAUGGUGAGCCUGAGAGUAAGCGUUCUCCAGAAGAGAUUGAGGAGGUGAAGCACAGGGAGCUGAAGCUGCGGAACUACACCCCCGAGGAUGAAGAGCUCCGGGAGAGACAGGUGCCCAAAGCAAAGCCGGCCUCAGUGGAGGAGAAGGUGAGGGACCAACUGGAAGCAGCCAAUCCGGAGCCAGUGAUCGAGGAAGUGGACUUGGCUAACCUUGCUCCCAGGAAGCCGGACUGGGAUUUGAAGAGAGAUGUGGCUAAGAAGCUGGAGAAGCUUGAGAACAGGACACAGAGAGCCAUCGCAGAACUGAUCCGAGACCGUUUAAAGGGCAGUGAGGACGACCUGGCUGCAGCAGUGGGAGCAGUGAGAGGGCAUGAGGGGGAUUCAGACUGGUGAUUCUGAUCCAGUCAUUACUUGUGCCACUUAUUAACAAAGUGCUGCAGCUCCAUUCAACUGAAACACACGGGGGGGGGGGGGGGUGCAGAGGAAUGCAUCUAACGCCCUGUCCCAUUCGGUCCUGUUCUCUAGUCAAAUCUAGUUGUUACAGUACUUGCAACAAAGCAUAAGGUGAGAAAUAAUAUUACGUUUUAAUUUGGAGUAAAUUGGUCUGCAACAUAUCAACCUUUGUGGUAAACAGCAUUGACAGGUAUGAAAUGUUUAACUUUAAUACAGUACGUUACACUGUAUCUAUACAUUGCAUACCGUUACUCAUCAUGAAUGUUGACUUGAAACAAGUUUGAUAUCUGUUGCCUACCAGUUUUGAGAAAAUGUAAAUGUCACCACUGAGAUGUAUUUAUCAACAUUUCAUAUGCCCCGCUUUCUAAGGCCUGUAUCCUUGGUCCUGUAAAAAACAGCGCAUGGCACUUGUAUACAUAUAUGUUGCGGGGUGUGUGUACAUCCAGGUUUAUACCAAACAGUAGUUACAUCUUUGUAUGUUUUAUAUAUCAGGACCUUGCGCUGAAAGCCUUGUUUUUUACAGUUCUAGCUGUACAUAUUUUUUUGCAAUAAAACCUUUUAAAAAUA